Rangifer tarandus platyrhynchus (Svalbard reindeer) is the source of this 1608-nucleotide messenger RNA. NCBI's taxonomy places the organism in Eukaryota, Metazoa, Chordata, Mammalia, Artiodactyla, Cervidae. The record is from the annotation of a GenBank genome assembly.
AUGAGCGCCGAGGGACCCCCGCCCCCGGCUGCCCGCCGAGGGCGCCCAGGCCGCCUGCAGACUAAAACUGGGGUCGCCUCAGUGCACGGCGAAGGGUCUGGCCACGCCUAUGACGUCCGCCUGAAGCUGACGAAAGAGGUACUGACAAUUCAAAAACAGGAUGUCAUCUGUGCUAGUGGCAGUGGUCCCCGUGCAAACCACAGAACUGUUACGCUUCGCAGACAGCCCGUGGGAGGCCUGGGCCUGAGCAUAAAGGGCGGCGUGGAACACGGCGUCCCUGUGGUCAUAUCGAAGAUAUUCAGGGACCUCGCAGCCGACCAGACAGGGAUGUUGUUCGUAGGGGACGCCCUGCUCCAGGUUAAUGGCAUUAAUGUAGAAAGUGCGACCCACAAAGAAGUGGUGCAUCUUCUGAAAAACGCGGGCGAUGAGGUGACCAUCACUGUCGAGUAUCUCAGGGAAGCACCAUCGUUUCUGAAGCUCCCCUUAGGGUCGCCGGGACCGUCCAGCCAGCCAGGCAGCGGGGCCUCCUCGCCCCUCUUCGACAGCGGUUUGCAUCUGAACGGAGCCUCCAGCAACACAGCUCCGUCCUCGCCUUCCUCGCCUGUAGCUAAUGAACCAAAAUACGAGAAGCGCUGGCUAGACGCCCUGUCACUUCCUCUGUCCAUGGCCCGAGUCUCAAGGUGCAGAGCUGGAGCGGACACGUUCAGGUCCGGCGCGAUCCAAGUGCAGGCCCUGGAUGGGGUGAGCUCGGGGCCCCUCCAGUUUCACACGGCCCAGGAGCGUGCCGACUGGCUGAGGGCAGUGUCGGCCAACAUCAGCGAUCUGAUGCUGCAAAACGUGAAAAUGGCAAAUAAAUGCUGUUCUCCUUGUGACCAGGUCGUCCACAUGGGCUGGGUCAGCGAGCGACUGGGAGGCGCCGGCUCGUCUCAGACCUUCAGACCCAGGUUCCUGGCGCUGAAGGGCUCAGCCUUCUACGUCUUCGUCUCUCCUCCGGUGAGCCCAUUGGAUUGGGUCCAAGCAGAAAAAACCUAUCACCUCUGUGAGGUUCUGUUUAAGGUUCACAAGCUCUGGCUCCCAGAUGACUGCUGGGCGCAAGCCAGCCUCUCCCUGGGACUCCAGGAUCCCGAUGGCGGGGACCACGGGCCCUUCUGCUUCAGCAUCCUCGUGGGCCACGGCGGGGGCCACGUGUUCGGUGUGGAGCUGGGCAACGAGCUGGCCGCCUGGGAGCUGUCCUUCCAGAGAGCCACCUUCCGAGCCGUGCAGAGGACAGGGUCCAAAACGUACCCAUGCAGCUGGCAAGGAGCCAGUCUGUGCUUCACGGUGGACUUUGCUCUCGGCUUCACCUGUUUCGACAGCAAGACCAAGGGUGUGCUCUGGAGGUUUAAGUUCUCCCAGCUGAAGGGGUCUUCCGACGACGGGAAGGCUCGGGUGAAGCUGCUGUUUCAGAGUCUGGACACCAAGCAGAUCGAGAUGAAGGAGCUGGAGUUUCAGGAUCUGACGGCGGUCCUGCAUUGCAUCCACUCCUUCAUGGCUGCGAAGGUGGCCUCGGUGGACCCCGCGUUCAUGGACAGUCAGAGCAUCGCCGGAAGAUACAUGUAUAGCAGCUGA